Messenger RNA from Syngnathoides biaculeatus (alligator pipefish), 2115 nucleotides. It is a transcript of the gene nt5dc2, whose product is annotated as 5'-nucleotidase domain containing 2. Gene Ontology annotation, molecular function: 5'-nucleotidase activity. The record is from RefSeq and is a predicted model, not a curated record. The transcript is spliced from 14 exons. NCBI's taxonomy places the organism in Eukaryota, Metazoa, Chordata, Actinopteri, Syngnathiformes, Syngnathidae. Bases 131 to 1906 code for a protein of 591 amino acids.
UCGCAGGGGACGCAGUGAAGGGUGCGUGACUUUUGCAGCUUGUUGAUACUCUCGCGCAAUCGGCUUAAGAAGCCAUUGUUUGUUGUUUUGUAUGUGUGUGUGUGUUUUUUUUUUUUAAAACAGUAUCGCAAUGUCGCUGAAACUCGCGGCGACGUCGCUGACCCGCACCCUCCGGAGCGGAGGGAGCCGACCACGAGUCCCGAAUGUGAACGCCGCCGCCUGCUGCGUCACCUUACGCGGCCACGACGGGACAAAAGAACGAAGGAGUUGCUCGGGCUCCUCCGGGGGGGCGAGCGUCGGCGACGCGCAGCCCCGCGGCGAGCCGAUCCUCGGGGCCGACGAGCCGGCGGGCGCGAGGAGACGGGCGUCCACGUCCACCGCCGCCGCCGCCGCCGCCGCACCCGUCGUGGACCAGAAAUCCUACAUGUGGGCUCGCUACUCCGACCUGAGACGGCUCGUUCACGAGCUGAUCCCGCCCGGCGCGUGCAAGUCCCUCAACUCGGCGGCCGUCUACGCCAACAACGAGGUGAGCCUGGCCGAAGUGGACAUCUACGGCUUCGACUACGACUACACGCUGGCUUUGUAUUCCAACGCGCUCAACACGAUGAUUUACAACACCGCCAGGGACUUUCUCGUCGAGCACUUCAAGUAUCCCGAAGGAAUCCUCAACUACGAUUAUAUCCCCAACUUUGCAGCUCGGGGGCUGCAUUAUGAUAUCCAAAAGGGUCUCCUGAUGAAGAUCGACGCCUUCCAUUACAUUCAAUCAGGAACGGUUUACAGGGGUCUCAAGCCAGUUCCAGACGAGGAGGUCCUCAAGCUCUACGGGGGAACUUACCAUGUCCCGCUGCAGCAGGAUAGCGGAUUCUAUGGAAAGGGCCCCAAGGUGAAGCAGUUCAUGGACAUCUUCUCCAUCCCCGAGAUGACCCUCUUGGCCGUGGCAAACGAUUUUUUCAUCACCAACGACAUCGAUUAUGAUCCAGUUCACCUCUCCAAAGACGUCUCGGAAGCGAUCGGGAUGGUCCACCUCAAAGGCUUCAUGUACAAGUGGGUCAUGCAAGAUCUCGACAAGUUCAUUCUGAGAGGAGAGGAGACGGAUGCCGUUUUGCACCAACUCGUCAGUCGCGGAAAGAAACUUUUCCUCAUCACCAACAGUCCCUUCAGCUUCGUGGACAAAGGCAUGACGUACAUGGUGGGGAAAGACUGGAGAGACUUCUUCGACGUCAUCAUCGUGCAGGCGGACAAGCCCCACUUCUUCACCGACUGCGUCAAACCCUUCCGACGUCUGGAUGGCAACGGAGACCUUCGCUGGGAAAAGAUCAGCAGUCUGGACAAAGGCCACAUCUACAAGCAGGGAAACCUGUUUGACUUUCUCAGGUUGACGGGCUGGCGAGGGUCAAAGGUUCUUUACUUUGGGGAUCAUCUUUACAGCGACUUGGCCGACCUGAUGCUACGGCACGGCUGGCGUACGGCGGCCAUCGUGCCCGAGCUGGAGCACGAAACCAAAGUCGUGAGCACGGAACGCUACGCUCUCAGCCUCACGUGGCUCCAGGCCCUCACCGGCCUGAUGGAACGAUUGCAGACUCACCGUGACCCGGACUCUAAACAAGUGCUUGACGAGUGGCAGAAGGAGCGCGAAGAACUCAGGGUGAUGACAAAGAACCUGUUCAACCCCCAGUUCGGCAGCAUCUUCAGAACGUGCCACAACCCGACGUACUUCUCCAGACGGCUGUCCCGCUUCUCCGACCUGUACAUGGCUUCCCUGAGUUGCCUCUUGAACUACGACCUCUCGCACACGUUCUACCCGCGCCGCACGCCUCUGCAGCACGAGGCGCCGCUCUGGAUGGACCAGCUGUGCACGGGCUGCAUGAAAACGCCGUUUCUGGAGGAGAUGGCCCAAAUCCGAUGAACGUCGGCGCCGCAAAACUCCACGUCGUGACCCGUUAGGCCAAAGAAGUACAUUUUAGAACUGCCCGAGGAAAAGUCCGCUGCUUGGGCAGCGACAUCUCAUUUAAAAACAAAAACAAACAAACAAACAAAAAAAACCGCACAAUUAGCUUUUUCUAUUUAGUUGUUUCAAUGAAAUUGUGUAUGCAUAAAUUCACUUUUUCACCUCAA